AAAUGGCGCCGACAGUUUAUCACAUGACUUAUUGGGCUCGGCAAGCAGUGACUUCCUGUCGUGGUGAAAUGACAUGCCGCUCAGAUUUCGUCCGAUUAUUCGCUCUCCCUACGCUCCAUCAAGGCUAAGCUAGUAAGGUCCCUAUCCUGGAUCCUGCCUUGGUCGUCAAAAGAUGAAUCGGGGAGCUGGUUUCCCUAAGACCAGGAUGCUUCAUGAGCUCUUCUAGAGAGGAAUCUUCCCGACCUGGCCCUUAAUGUGAUACUGUUGCGGUUUCUGUAACACCUUUUUUUAUGAGUGGAUUGUCAGCCCAAAACAAAACAUCCAACCUGGAGGGCCAGGGUGCAACAUUUUAGUCUGGCCUCUCCCCUGACAGACGUGUUGGGCUUGCUUACACCUGCCAGGAGCACAAGGCUCCCACCGACAUCGCUCUGCGGAUCCACAAAGAGCUCAAGCCACCACACCACUACAAGGCUGACUGAUUUUGCGCCUCUGCUGCUGAUUCUUAGAAUGGGCUCCGGCAUAAACACGUCCAUCCUUAUUGCUAGCUUGAUGAGUUUACUGGUGGGUCCUGUGGCAGACAAUGCAUUUUGCGUGUGGGAGGAAGCUAACAGUUGUAUAAAAAAAAUAUCAGCAAACGGAUUAAAACAUAUAUCGUUUGAAGUCUUCCACCGCUUCCCCAACAACACGAAAGCCAAUUUGUUAUUCUGCGACUGGCAAACAGAUCAUUUUGAAUGUCAGUGCGGCAGCUUCAACUGCAUUGCACAUGUAAAUGGGACUUUUGAAGCUGUUUUAAACAGUUUUGACAACUGUGAUAAAAACAAUAAUUUGGAGCUUGGUUAUGGUCCAAAAGACGGUAUUAAAUGUCGAUCUAAAAAUGGGCUGAAGACAUUCACAAGCGAUGGAACUACCUCAUCGAACACUCUUUCAAAAGAUGUGGGGACUACAUCUCCACCUGUAGUAAAUCCAACUAAUGAUGAGGAAGACUCUCGUGGGUGGAUUGUAGCAGUUAUACUUGUGCCGCUCUGUUCUGUGGCUGUUGUGGCUGCUAUUAUAUUCUACUUCUGUAAGAAAAAAGGACUCCCGACGUGUUUGACACACCAGCCAGUCAGCACAACUUAAGACUGUUGAUUACUAGCUUGUCCCAAUGAAGAGGACAAUUAGACAAAAUGAGAGUAUGUAGACUUCUUGGUACUGUGCUUCAGAAAAAGACUACCUUCUUUUUCAAUGGAGUUUUAUUUCUAUGUGCCUUUAUCGCUUAACUUGGCAAUUGUUUUUCCAACUUUCAGAAACUAUGACAUUUAUCAUCAAGGUAUAUAAUGAGCUAUUACACAAACAAUUUAUGUUACCUGGGACCUUUGGACCAGAAAGCAGAAGUAUGUAAGGUUUGUCUGAGGUUGCGUUUGUGCUUUCUUAUCCAUGUGAUUGUGUAUAUUUCUGUACAGGUUUUCUAUUUAAAAAAAUCAAUUCUAAUAAAUAUUAUUAAUGGUUGA
Messenger RNA from Pomacea canaliculata, 1490 nucleotides. RefSeq lists its product as uncharacterized. The transcript is spliced from 9 exons. Lineage: Eukaryota; Metazoa; Mollusca; Gastropoda; Architaenioglossa; Ampullariidae. The record is from RefSeq and is a predicted model, not a curated record. The coding region runs from base 508 to 1119 and encodes 203 amino acids.